Messenger RNA from Folsomia candida, 762 nucleotides. RefSeq names its product 60S ribosomal protein L9 (gene RpL9). The coding region runs from base 115 to 681 and encodes 188 amino acids. The record is from RefSeq and is a predicted model, not a curated record. Gene Ontology annotation, molecular function: structural constituent of ribosome; rRNA binding. The transcript is spliced from 4 exons. Gene Ontology annotation, cellular component: cytosolic large ribosomal subunit; ribosome. Gene Ontology annotation, biological process: cytoplasmic translation. NCBI's taxonomy places the organism in Eukaryota, Metazoa, Arthropoda, Collembola, Entomobryomorpha, Isotomidae.
GCUGGCUGCAUUUCAUUCUUUCUCACAAGUUAGUUAAUCCAUCAGGUUGAGAAGAAGGCCGGUUGGAAGUUUUGUGAAUUUCCAAAAAAAUAGUAAGAUAAGCACAAAAGGAGGAUGAAGCAGAUCGUGGUAAAUCAGACGGUGAAGGUGCCGGAGGGUGUGACGAUCACGGCCAAGAGUCGCCGGGUCUGCGUUCGUGGACCGCGAGGAGUUCUUCGCCGCACGUUCCGUCACUUGUCCAUCGACAUCAACGUGGAGAACCCACAAACGGUCAAGGUGGAAAAAUGGUUCGGCUCCAAGAAGGAAAUCGCUGCUGUGAGGACGGUCUGCAGUCAUAUCGAAAAUAUGAUCAAGGGAGUCACCAAGGGAUUCCAAUACAAGAUGAGGAGUGUGUAUGCCCAUUUCCCCAUCAAUUGUGUCACCACGGAGAAAAACAGCGUUGUAGAGGUGAGGAAUUUCUUGGGUGAGAAGUAUAUUCGAAAUGUAAAGAUGUCCAAGGGAGUCACGGUCACUAACUCCCAGAAGCAGAAGGACGAACUGAUCAUUCAAGGAAACUCUAUCGAGGCUGUUUCAAGAUCGGCUGCACUCAUUCAACAAAGUACGACAGUAAAGAAUAAGGAUAUCCGAAAAUUCUUGGAUGGUCUCUACGUCUCCGAAAAGACGGUUGUUGAAGAAGAUUAAGAAACUUUUAAACUUAAACUUUCGUCUUUGUUUAUGUGAACUAUGGGCGAAUAAAUUUAUGAUUUUUGAAGUCCUGGUUAA